Molecule: messenger RNA, 1035 nt
Organism: Penicillium verrucosum
Lineage: Eukaryota; Fungi; Ascomycota; Eurotiomycetes; Eurotiales; Aspergillaceae
Exons: 4
Coding region: 1-1035 (344 amino acids)
Source: RefSeq, a predicted model, not a curated record
AUGACCAAAUUAUUCAUCACCGGUGUCACGGGUUACGUCGGUGGCGACUGCCUAGCCACGCUUGUUGCCAACCACCCGGAGUUCUCAUAUUGCGCUGUUGUUCGCACCACCGAAAGGGCAGAACAGGUGACAGCCCAAUACCCAUUUGUCCGCAUCGUAAUCGGAGACCUGGACGACUCAGCCUUGCUGGAGCGAGAAAGUGCCGCCGCAGACAUCGUGCUGCACACUGCAGAUUCGUCAGACCACGUGGGAGCCGCAAAAGCCAUAAUUGCCGGUCUGGUAGCCGGUCAUACCAAGGAAACUCCAGGCUACUUGCUACAUACCGGGGGAACCGGCAUCCUGACAUGGGAGGACAGCGACAAGAACGAAUACGGAAAUAAAAGCGAGCAUGUGUACAAUGACUGGGAUGGAGUGGAUGAAUUACUCAAUCUGCCAGACCACGCAUUUCACCGGAAUGUUGACCAGCUCGUCCUCGAAGCUGGAACCCAGCACGCCGAUGUGCUCAAGACGGCACUCGUUUGUCCGCCUACUAUCUACGGCAAAGGACGUGGUCCAAUUAACCAACAUUCGCGCCAGGUAUACGUUUUAGCGAACAUGACACUAUGUCGCCAGAAGGGACCGAUAAUCGGCGCCGGCCAGUCAAUUUCAAAUCACGUCCACAUCCACGACCUGACUGAUGUCUAUGCUCUGCUCAUCGACGCGGCCAUUGCAGGCCGAACUGAUGACGGGCUCUGGGGUCCUAGGGCUUACUACUUUGCCGAGAACGGCGAACACUGCUGGGGUGAGCUAGCUCAAGCUACAGUAGAGGCAGCCGCGAAACUGGGGUACCUUCCCGAGGCGAAAACCGAGCCACUCGACCCCGAGAGCGCCAAGAAACAUGCAGGAUAUGAAUCUCUCAGUUGGGGGAUGAACUCUCGUGGUCGCGCACAGCGGGCACGCGAGAUCCUGGCAUGGAAUCCUUCACGGCCCAGUCUAUUGGAUGAACUACCGGGGAUUGUUCGCGUCGAGUGGCAGCGACUACAAAAUGCCUCCUAA